AUGGCUGAGCAGAAGAACGAGGCCCGGCCGGGUGACUCUACCUGUGGUUCUACUAGUCAGCAGCAAGAGACGAUUAUAGCUGUCAAAGUUGAUGGUGAGGGCGAUAAGGGAGGAAAAUAUGCACAAGACGAAAACAAGGAUACGAGCUUCAAGUAUUACUUGCGCAUCUUCACUUACAACGAUCGAUUAGGAUGGAUCCUCAACUCGAUCGCUUUCAUUGCUAUGAUUUGCGCGGGAACGUUACUACCUAUCAUGGAUAUCGUCUUUGGCAAGUUUAUCAACGUCUUUAACGAUUUUGUGUCUGGAGAACUGUCUCCUGCGGGUUAUCGAAAGGAGGUUGCCAAGUACAGUCUAUACUUUGUGUAUCUGUUCAUUGGGAGGUUUGUAUUGACCUACAUAUGGACAAUGCUCGUCUCUAUCGCCGCCAUCAGAACCACAAAGGCCCUUCGAGUCGAUUUUGUCAAGAGCACACUUCGUCAAGAGGUUGCCUUCUUUGACACUCCCUCUUCAUCUGUGCCUGGCCAAAUCACAACCAACGGAAACCUAAUCAACCAGGGUAUCUCUGAGAAGUUUGGCCUGACCAUUGCGGGCAUUUCAACCUUUGUCACGGCCUUCAUCGUCGCUUUUGCAGUGCAAUGGAAGCUGACGCUGAUUGUCAUUGCUAUCGUCCCUGUCAAUAUCAUAGUCACAAUUGCUGCAGUUGUUGUCGACAUUGGCUACGAGUAUACUAUGUUUGACAUUUAUUCAAGAUCGAGUUCCCUGGCUGAAGAGGCUUUCUCGACUAUUCGUACUGCGCAUGCUUUCUGGGCCUUUCCCAAGUUGUCGAAACGAUUCACGUCAAUCCUUGAAGAAGCAAGGAGAGUUGGCCGCAAGAAGUCGUUGGUCUACGUCAUUCUCUUCCCAACCGAGUUCUUUUGCAUCUUCUCUGGUUACGGUUUGGCAUUCUGGCAGGGAAUGAGGAUGUAUUCGAGCGGAGAGAUUACUGAGCCUGGAACGGUUGUAACCGUCAUCUUUGCAGUCCUCGUCGCUGCUACAGCUCUGACUCAGAUAGCCCCCCAGACAGUGGCGCUCUCGAAGGCAACUGCUGCUGCGCAGGAAAUGUUCCAGAUGAUCGACCGCAAGUCGCAGAUCGACGCCCUAUCUCAGGAAGGAGAACAAAUUCUCGAUUUCAAGGGCGACAUUCAGUUCCGUGGUGUUCGCUUUGCUUACCCUUCUCGGUCUGAUGUGACGAUCCUCCAUGGCUUGGACCUCGACAUACCUGCAGACAAGACAACCGCCCUCGUUGGUGCCAGUGGAUCUGGGAAGAGCACGAUUUUUGGCCUCUUGGAGAGAUGGUACAUGCCAAGUGAUGGCUCAAUUACCCUCGACGGUCACCCGAUUGAGAGUUUGAACCUGCAAUGGCUGAGGACAAAUAUCAGGAUGGUGCAACAGGAACCAACCUUGUUCAGUGGGACAAUCUAUCAGAAUGUCGUGGAUGGUCUCACCGGCACGAACAUGGCUGACCUGCCAGAAGACCAAAAGCGCGCAAUGGUCAUCGAGGCUUGUCAGUCAGCCUACGCCCAUGACUUUAUUGAGACUUUGCCCAAUGGUUAUGAUACUUGGAUUGGUGAGCGAGGUGCAUCUUUGUCUGGCGGACAGAAGCAGCGCGUGGUUAUCGCUCGAAGCAUCAUUUCCAACCCCAAGGUGCUUAUGCUCGACGAGGCCACCAGUGCCCUCGACCCAAACGCAGAAAAGAUUGUGCAGCAGGCUUUGAACAAUGUUGCAAAGGGUCGAACCAUGAUUGUCAUUGCUCACCGGCUCUCUACUAUUAGAGACGCUGACAAUAUCAUCGUCAUGGCCAAGGGCGAUACUAUUGAGCAAGGUUCACACAAGGAACUUAUUGAAAUGGGCGGAACCUACUCACGUCUUGUCCCCGAUAUCACCAACAAGGAUGAGAUCAACUAUGGACUUUUGAAGGGUCUCGCCUUGGUGGUGAAAGAGCAGAGGCCAUUGUGGAUUCACGGAUUCAUCCUGGUAAUAGUUGCAUUGUUUGGAGGCGCUACUUACCCUUCAUUGGCCAUUCUUUUUUCGAGAACCAUGACAGCGUUUGAGACGAAAGACGUUAGCAAGGCCAACUUCUUCUCUCUCAUGUUCUUUGUUGUUGCCCUUGGAAAUCUCGUUGUUUAUGCUGCUGCUGGCUGGGUCAGCAACGAAGUCGGUCAACACAUCAUGGCAGUUUACCGUGGGGAGCUUUUUGACAAUACCCUUCGACAAGACAUGACCUUCUUCGACGACCCCAAUCGUGGAACUGGUGCUCUCGUCUCGAGGUUGGCAGCUGAGCCUACGAACCUUCAGGAACUAUUGUCAAUCAACGUGGCGCUUAUUCUGAUCAACUGUGUAACCGUCAUAUCCAGUGCUGUCCUCGCCGUUGCAUACGGUUGGAAGCUCGGUCUUGUCCUGACACUUGGCGCUUUGCCAGUCCUCGUUGGCUCGGGAUACGUGCGGAUUCGUCUCGAGUACAAGUUCGACGACGAUGCAGCUGAUCGGUUUGCAAAGAGUAGCAGCUUAGCUUCAGAAGCCGUGCUUGGUAUUCGAACUGUCUCGUCGCUGGCGCUUGAGCGGGCUAUUAUCGAGAGAUAUAGUGGUGCUCUUGAGGGACUUGCGAGAGAAGCUAUUGGUAGUUUGGGAUGGAAGAUGCUCUUCUACGCCUUCAGUCAGUCGGCUUCUUUCCUGGCUAUGGCUCUGGGCUUCUGGUACGGUGGACGUCUUGUCUCAACAGGCGAAUACUCGACCGACCAGUUCUAUGUCAUCUUCAUUGCCGUCAUCUUCUCCGGAGAAGCAGCAGCUAUGCUGUUCCAGUAUAGUACGAGUGUCACCAAGGCACGAACUUCGAUCAACUACAUCUUUCAACUUCGGCGCCAGAAGAUUCUCUAUGACAACGAUGAGAACGGCCCUGAUGCUGCUGUUAGCGAGAAGGGAUCUUCUGAAAAGGGGCUUGAGGUUUCCUGUGAGGAUAUUGACUUUGCCUAUCCUCGCCGUCCCAAACUACAGGUUCUUCGGGGGAUCGAUAUCGGUAUCGAGUCUGGCAAGAUGGUAGCCCUCGUUGGUGCUUCUGGCUGUGGCAAAUCGACCAUGAUUGCGCUACUUGAGCGAUUCUACGACCCCAAGUCGGGUCUGAUCCGUGCAGACGGUCAAGAUAUCAAGACCAAGGAUCGACGUCUCCAUCGUCGAGACAUUGCCCUCGUCCAGCAAGAACCUGUUUUGUAUCAAGGCUCCAUCAGAGAUAACAUCUCUCUCGGCAUUGAGGAAGGUGUUCCUUCAGACGAAGACAUCGUUUCAGCCUGCAAGCAAGCCAAUGUCUACGACUUUGUCUCUUCUCUCCCUGAAGGUCUACACACACCAUGUGGAAACCAAGGUCUCUCCCUUUCCGGCGGACAACGUCAACGCAUCGCCAUAGCACGAGCCCUUAUUCGCAAGCCACGUCUCCUUCUAUUAGAUGAGGCCACAAGUGCAUUGGACACGGAGUCGGAGAAGGUGGUCAAGGAGGCGUUGGAUCGGGCAGCAGAGGGGAGGACGACGGUUGCUGUUGCGCAUCGGUUGAGCACCAUCAGGGAUGCUGAUGUGAUUGCUGUGUUCUCUGGUGGAAGAGUUGUUGAAAGGGGAAAGCAUGAGGAGUUGGUGGCAAAGAAGGGAAUUUAUUAUGAGAUGGUGUUGGGACAGUCUUUGGAUAGAGAGGCAUAG
Messenger RNA from Fusarium vanettenii 77-13-4, 3720 nucleotides. RefSeq lists its product as uncharacterized. Gene Ontology annotation, biological process: transmembrane transport. The transcript is spliced from 11 exons. Gene Ontology annotation, cellular component: membrane. The record is from RefSeq and is a predicted model, not a curated record. The coding region runs from base 1 to 3720 and encodes 1239 amino acids. Gene Ontology annotation, molecular function: ATP binding; ABC-type transporter activity; ATP hydrolysis activity. Lineage: Eukaryota; Fungi; Ascomycota; Sordariomycetes; Hypocreales; Nectriaceae.